This is a messenger RNA of Gaeumannomyces tritici R3-111a-1, 2401 nucleotides long. RefSeq lists its product as hypothetical. NCBI's taxonomy places the organism in Eukaryota, Fungi, Ascomycota, Sordariomycetes, Magnaporthales, Magnaporthaceae. The transcript is spliced from 2 exons. The record is from RefSeq and is a predicted model, not a curated record. Bases 739 to 1590 code for a protein of 283 amino acids.
GCCUUGGCUGCAUUGGACAGGAAGGACGGCUGGCGAGCAAACCCACCCAGAUUUUAGAGCAAUACAAAUCCAGGCGGAAAAUCCAAUCAAAGAAAAAGGCAGGAAAGAGCGAAAGGCUCGGCUCGACCGCGACCAGCUGCCUGCGGCUCGAGACACAUGGCCCAUCGAAAGUACAACUAACCGGCGGACUAUGUACACAGUAGACGGUUUGGUGCGACUUGACUUACAUCACGAACGCCAGGAGCCAAAGCUUUCUGGAUGAGUUACCCGGCCAGCCCCGUAAAUCCAUUCCGUGGGCUAGCUAUCCCACGAGCUGUCGUGCUACGGGAAUAUGCAUAGGGCUGACCGUCGGCAUCAAGGGUCACAUCGCCCGCAGACCCCUUUUUGGUACGAUGGUCGAUGUUCAGCACACGAAUCCCUUCAGCUGAACGCCACCCUGAGUUUGCUGUGUCGCAAAAAGGUUAAUACGGGGGCCCAGCAAGCCUCCCUGCGGGAAGGGAUCUACUUUAUUGACGGCUAGAUGCUUUCACACGAAAAUCAAGAGCUCUCGGCUCUCGUAUUGCCCACCAGUCAUGAGCGGGCACGCCUGCCACCGCGGCAGCUGGUCUUUACGGCUGCCUUGUUGGUGAACAGUAGAAGGAGGAAAGGGCAGUUGAGCUACAUCCGAGUAUAAAGUGUGUCCGAAAAUCUCCAGAAGCCUUUCGAAUUAGGAUAUUGCCUGUUCUCGCGCAUACAACCAUGCCUUCUUACAUUCCCCUUAUCCUCCUGGCCUUGGGCAGCGUGGUGACUGCCGAGACCUGUCACGCCAACAACUGCCUGCGGGCUGUGCGGGCCACGCAGUUCCCCACACGCCUCGACGAUUGCGCUACCAACUUUGCCGUCACCGUCACGCCCUCGGCCUCGACCGUCACCGUCACGGCACACGUGACCACCACGGUGGCGCCAGUCCUCCGCCGGCGCGCCCUCCUGGACACAGACCUCCGCAACCCCAAGCUCGCCGAACGGGCCGCUCAACUCGGCGCCGACGCCAAGGCCCUCGCCGAGCGCAACACCAACACGCCCGUCCCGACCUACGCCACGGCCUGCGCCGACUUCGCCGCCUACUCGAGCGCGUGCUUCUGCGCCGGCGCCACCCAGGCCACCGUCACGGCCGCGGCGCCCGUCACCAGCACCACCACCACCGUGACGGCCACGGCCACGGCCACGGCCACGACCUCUCCCUUCCGGGGCUGCCGCGACGUGCGCGCCAACGCCGGCACGUUCGAGGCCAACUUCAACCGCGGCUGGACCUACGUCACCGAGGGCGACUUCCCCUACAGCGACGCCGGCCUCGACGCCUGCUGCAACCUGUGCGUGUCCAAGGGAAACUGCCUGGUCUUCGGCAUCCGCGUCCCCAGCGCCGGCGGGCCCGGCGGCCGCGCCUGCGAGAUGUUCAUCGGCACCUCCGGCGAGGACCUGCCGGGCGUGAGCCCCGCCUGCCCCUUUGGCGCCGUCAACGGCCAGGUGGUCGGGUACGGCCACUCGCUCGACCACAUCGCCCAGGGUCCCUGCUUUGGCAUGCCGCCCCAGAACGAGUGGGUGUUGCGUUGAAGAGUUGUAUGCGGUGGGCCAGAUGGACUUGAUUCUGGUGCGGAGGAGCUAGAAGGAAUCAUGUAAGGGUAUUGAGACUGUCGGGCGGCUUAUACACGUGCUAGUGAGGGCUAUCAAGGAUUCAUCGGCCUCGGAGAUGGGAUGACGAGAAUCGAGUGACAUGGGGAAUUGCAGGCUAUGGUCUGCCAACCAGGUUCGGACUCGGCCGAAACUAGCCUCAGGGUUGUUGGCUCCGAUUUGCUCCAUCUGCUGCUAUGGCUUGAUAAUCUCGGGAAAUUCGGGGUUAAGGAUUUGAGGGCUAGUAGCGGAGCCCUUACCAACAGCAUCUCAGCACCUCGUGCAUUCGUCGCAUUCGCCGUAUUGCUGGUCAAACUGGGAGCCCAAAAGCGACGACCUUGAAGUUAGGCGGCUGCGUCAUCGGGCGAAGACGAAGCCCAAUUACGCUAAGAGUUGCGAAUUCCUCUAGCUGGCGACAAGCCACGGUUGACGGAUGGGCAACCAGGACAACCCCCGGAUUAGCAUGAAGCUAAUUCUUCAUCUUCCAGCAUCUGAUGUCUCCAUCAAGUAAUGAGUCACGGGCCGGUCCCAUCGGCGCAGUCAGCGCGGUCCUGUGGUCUCCCCGGCUGAUCUGCCGCGUGUCGAACUCCGCUGCGGAAGCCCGCCUUGUGAAGCCCUGGGGGAAUUGCCGACUCGGCCGAAGCCAGCGGCCGAGACUAGCGACAGAUCCGAUCCAUCGCCAAGUCUAGGAGCACCGAUGAUGGUUGCUUUUGGGUUCUAGGGGGGGCGUCCGAACAUAUAAAUGAGAAGAACC